GAUGACAGGGGGCGGUAGUGAGCACGCGAGGUCAUAGGCGAGCGUUACAACAUGGCGGCAAACUGAUAUGUCAACAAUGCUUUUGCCGAGGAGUGUCGUGGAAAAUUAGCACAUUUCUGUACAGCACAACUGAAUAUCAGCGUUUUCUUGUAAAUAGGGAUCGGACACAUUGUAUCUCUCUGGCGUCUGACUGCGGUGAGUGAUGGAUUGUGUCGUGUGAGUUGGAUUCGAACCCGCGUGAAUCUUCUGCUGUGCGCUUGAAGGAAAGAGGACGACCAGCCUGAGCCACUGUUAAAACUCGUCGCUAGACUGUACUGACAGCAGUUCUUUGAAAGAACAGGAAUUAAUGGCAGCUGUUGCCCUAAAGUUGGGUGAGCAGAAAGGUGAAAAAAUGGGUUUGCCAUGUGAAAAUGACACGGAUGACCAACCAGCACAGAUUAACCAUGAGAGUAAAGAAGCGGCUCAGGAUUCAGAACAAAAACCUAGCUCCAAGGCUCCCUCGGGUAUGGAUCAGGAAAACCCACUUAAUACAGAGGAAACCCAAAAGAAGCAAGGACCAAAGGCAAAGACUCCUGCCAAAAGGAGAAGAAAGGAGAUCAUUCCACAGACUCCACCACAACAUGACAGUUCAGCAGUCUCUGAUGCUUCUGAACUCACUUCUAGUGGUCGGCCCAAGAGAAGAGCUGCUAAAGUUGCUUUAGAUUACCUCCACAAGCUUGCCAAGGAUCUUGGUGAUCCAUCAGAAUCUUCAAUUAAAGAAAAGUCCAAGUCCGGUGAAGCGGGUGUCACUGACCAGAAAAAGAAAACCGCCAGGGGAAGGGGGACCAAAAGAAAAACUCCAGAUUAUGAAAGCGACCCGGAUGAUGAUGAGGACUUUUCCCCAGGAAAAGAUGAAGAGGCAGAGAGCGAAGAUGAAGAAGAUUCAGAGCCAGACUUCAGCUUGAACAUAGAGCACAGAUUAUCCAGACCAUCCUGCAGGCCAGCCAGAGGAAAUUAUCAUGGUCUUCUUCCAAAUGGGUUGGCUAACAAUGUCAUGGAGCCUGUUUGGAACUGUUUUAGCAGGACCAAAAAAUUCCGGGAUGAAAACUUUUCCCCCUGGGUAUUUCCAGAGUGGAUUCCUUCUGCCAAAGAUUGGCAUUUCCUGUCUAAGAGUGAGGCUGAAAAAUAUUUACCCCAAGAGAAAGAAUCUGCUUCUUUUACCUUUACACGGGAAAGCAUCAAGGGACCGAUCAAACUGCAAACGGUGAAGAGGUUUGAAUCAUUGCCACAUCAUUCUGAGCGCUGGGAUGCUCUGUUCUUUGUGGGGGGUCCUGUUCGGUCCUUGGAGUGGUGCCCGUGUCCUGACGGGGCGGCAAAAAGACAGUAUGCCGCCAUCUACUGCCACAAAGGCAUGGAUGAUGAACACAAAAUCAAUAAGCUGCACACAGGUCCUGUCUUACUGCAGCUGUGGGACAUCGGAGACCUUCAGUGCAAAAGCAGGCCCUCAACUGCUCCUCAUCUAGCAUAUGCUUUGGCAAUAGAUGAUGGAUGCAUCUGGAAUAUAAGGUGGUGUCCUGCGGGAGUGUGGGAGCUGCCCUCUACCAGCAGAAAGGCUCCACAGAUGCCUAGAUUAGGUGUUCUAGCAGCAGCUUUCUCUAAUGGAACCAUUGGUGUCUACAGUCUUCCACACCCAGAAGCCCUUGCAGCACACCAUCAGAUUAAAGGAGAAACCAGCCAAGCACCGUUGAUAUGCCGGGUGAAGAAGGUUCUGACUUUGAAGAUGGGCUCCAACCAGGCAGAUCAUAAAGGUCAAAGUGGUCUGUGUUUUGCUAUGGAUUGGCUCCAUGUCAAACCACAUAACCUCUUGGCUGCUGGCUUCUAUGAUGGUCUGGUUGGUUUAUGGGAUCUUGCUAGUAAGUCUACACUACUGAAAGUCAAGUCUCCAGAUGGAGGUGUGUAUCUCUACCCUUACCACUGUUUCCAUGCUCAUGACGAAAACAUCCGGACCCUGUGCUGGUGCAAAGCCUCAAGUAACUUGUUGGUGACAGUUGGGGAUGACCGCAUGGCAAAAAUGUGGGAUGUGAGAAAAACCUUCGUGCCUCUUUUGACAGUAAAGCGCUGCUUGUCCCCUGAAGUUUACUGGCCCCUCUUUUGGAGCGGCAUCCUGAUGGCUCAGGAGUGUUGCUUUGCCACGUUUGGACAACAUGGGGUUCACUAUUUUGAUUCAGGUUACCUUGGAAUAAAGCCUUACUUUGUGUGUCCUAGAAAAACCACUAUUUGGAGCAUUUCUAUGUCUGAUUGGAUAAAUGCUUUUGCCGUUGUGGACAAUGGAGGAGAUUCUUUAUUUAGUUUUCUUCCUGAAAUGGACAUCGACCCCAACACUAUCAGACGACGGAGAUAUUCCGUGUACAGGACUGACAUGGUCCAGUUUCAACCCGGUCAGAGGCCUGGAGAUAAGGAACAGGAGGAGGAAGAGGAAGUGGAAAAUGCUGCAAGUAAUCCUAGGAAGGAGCCACUGAGUUACAAAGGAGCAAUCAGAAAGUACUAUCUCCACUUUCAUGACUUGGACCUGGGGAACUUUGCUAAGACUGAAAAUCGGGCCAUGAUGAAGCACCUGCACCAGAAUGAGGUCAAAGGUGUUGCUAAAGUGGACCGGAUGCCAUUGAGUGCGCUCUACAAGAUCCGUUUUAACCCAAACAUGGAUGCGUACAACUGGAUCCUUUCGGGCGGGCAGUCGGGUUUGGUGCGUGUGAACUGUGCACGUGGACUGAGCUGCUCCGUGAUGCUCAAGCAGUUGCAUGAAGCUCAAGCCCAGUUCAGCGCAAUGUUCCAGUCUCAGGAGCCCGAUGACUCUGCAACAGCUGUCCGUCACAGCACAGCGGAUACAGUACAAGUGCAAUAGUCUCCAGCCUCUCAGCUCUAUCCUCAAAUGGACUGCGCUGUCCAAAUAGGCUGAGAGACUGUCAUUUUUAGAAGACUGAUGACACACACUUUUUAUCCUUAACUUAUAUUUAUAGAAGGAAAACUAUUUUGAUACAAGCCUCUGUAUGUUCCUGGUUUUAUAUUUUUAUGCGUUUUGUUUUAUUAGUAUUUGUGCUGUACAGAGAGGACAAUCUUUUGAACUUCUUUGCACCAUUGUGAAGCUCAGACAGAAAGUCUGUUUUUAGUUUAAUAUCUUUAUCUUGAUGCAUUGUCCUUUCCAAGGAUUCCAACAUUGUUUCCGCCUGUUCCAGUUCUGCCCUAUAUAAUGAUAAAACACAUCCAUCUUUACAUUUAGUGAGAAAAAAUUUGAUUGGAUCUGUUCAUUUAGCUAUUAUAUUAAGAUCUUUUUUUUUUCCUUUAGCUCUAUUUUUCUUAUCCUAAAUCUCAAUUUUAAAGGAACUGUUACACAAAUAAACAUCAUCACCAAGUCGUUUCAAACCUGACUUUAUUUCUUCUGUGGAACAUAAAAAUAUAAAUGUUUUUCCAGUCUAUAUGCAAGUUCUUGCCCUUCACUGUCCUCAUCUACAUAUGUUAAAAUAUCAGGCCUCUAGACAGAAUGUUAGUUCUAGGUAUGUCAUUGCAAAUUGACCAGUCAUUGCCGAUUACAUGUCCAAUCACAGUGCAGCAUUGUGAAUAUGAUGAAAUCAUGUACAUAUGGAACAAGUAAUAUAGUGUUCUGUGUACUUCAUUGUUUUGAUUUAUUUUCUGAAAUGUUGGUCAUUUUGAAGCUUUGGAGCCCAUAUCCCUAUUCACUUUCUUAAUAUUGAAAAGAGUUGCAAUUAUAUUCGUGAACAUGUCUCCUUUUGUGCUCCACAGAAGUAAUAAAGUCAUACAGGUAUGGAAAGACAUGAGGGUAAGAAGUCAAAAUGUAAAUUUUUUUCCAUAACGAUUCCUUUAAUUCUGUAUAUAGAUUUUUUAAUUUUUUUAAAAAAUUAUUGUUAUUACCUACCCAUUUAAAAUCUUUAUUACCUCUUUUACAUUCUUCUUACUCAGGUCUAGCCAAAUUUGUAAGGGCAUCAUGGACUCCGCUGAUAACUGCAGCCUGUAUGCAAGUUAAUGUUGUCCCUGACCCAAAGGCGUUCUGACAUUAAGAUCAGAUGCACCUUGAUACCUGCCUCAUAAUUCAUGACCUCAGUUUUGUGAAUCUAAUUAAUUCCAGUGAUGAGAAUCUGGAGAGGUGUCAGUCAGUGUGAGGCUCAAGAUAUAAUAUUUUGGGGUUUUAAUUAUAAAUAUUCAAACUUUGUAAAUGCUAUUUCUUUUGUACUGUUUACUGAAUGGAUAAUAGGUGCAGAAAAGUGCAUUUAUAUUGUUUCAUCAUCAUUUUAGAUAAAAUUGCUUUGCUGUUUACCACUUA
Carassius carassius (crucian carp) is the source of this 4315-nucleotide messenger RNA. RefSeq names its product general transcription factor IIIC, polypeptide 2, beta (gene gtf3c2). Lineage: Eukaryota; Metazoa; Chordata; Actinopteri; Cypriniformes; Cyprinidae. Bases 347 to 2881 code for a protein of 844 amino acids. Gene Ontology annotation, molecular function: protein binding. Gene Ontology annotation, cellular component: transcription factor TFIIIC complex. The transcript is spliced from 19 exons. Gene Ontology annotation, biological process: transcription by RNA polymerase III. The record is from RefSeq and is a predicted model, not a curated record.